CAGUCAUAGCAGCUCUUCGACAGGGUGACACAUACUGCAGUGCUAAUAUCAGAGCGUUACUCGAAUGUUCUGAGGCAGCAUAUAAGCAUUGAGUCUUGUUCAUUGGGACAGAAGCACAGACGAAGUCGACCAGCUCAACACAGCACCGAAAAUCCACCAAAGAUGCUUUGCCCAAGCACAUUUCAGCCUCAUCUCAGCCCAUUCAUGGACUUCCACUGGCCAGUGCGCAGCCUGUGGCCGGAGACAAGACCUCUGUUCUUUCAGAUCGAGAAAGAAAUGAUGAGACACAUGCAGGAGAUGAGGCACAACCUGGAGUUCAUGGAACGCCUGCACCAAAGGAUUUUUGACGAGAUUGACCAUGUCCCACCCAUGACCACUUUCAGACCCAUCUCAUUCCAGCUCGGAAAGGAAGGAAGCCAUUAUGCACUGACACUAGAUACGAAGGAUUUCUCUCCAGAGGAGCUGUCCGUCAAACAAGUGGGCAGGAAGUUGCGGGUGAGCGGCAAGACAGAGAAGAAGCAAGAUGAUGGGAAAGGAUCGUACUCGUACAGAAGCCAAGAAUUUAGGCAGGAGUUUGACCUUCCUGAUGGUGUGAGUCCUGAAAUGGUGACCUGUUCUUUAAAUAACGGCCAGCUACAGAUACAAGCACCCAAAGAGGCUAAUGCUGUGAGCAACGAGAGAGUGAUUCCCAUUACAUACACUCCUGCUGUGAAGAGUCCUGCUCCUCAGAGCCCUCAGCCUGAGAACCCGGCAGCUGAGGCAGAGUCUAUAACUGAGCUUAGCCUCUAGAACCCACAACAGAACUAAUGACUCUAUGGGACACCCAUUUAAAGCUCGAACUUAAACAAGUUUUAAAAGAUCUUUAUUGAUGCUAUACAUCUUGUAGAACUGUAUUAACAUUUUGUUCGUUGCAUUACUGGAACAGAAGUC
Molecule: messenger RNA, 930 nt
Organism: Rhinichthys klamathensis goyatoka
Lineage: Eukaryota; Metazoa; Chordata; Actinopteri; Cypriniformes; Leuciscidae
Gene: hspb9l
Product: heat shock protein, alpha-crystallin-related, b9-like
Exons: 1
Coding region: 163-789 (208 amino acids)
Biological process (GO): protein refolding; response to heat
Molecular function (GO): protein folding chaperone
Source: RefSeq, a predicted model, not a curated record